GAACGCUUCAGUUACGCGCCUGGUGUAGCUCAGCCCUUAGGCUUAAGAUGCUUUCGGGGAACUGGGCCCAGGGCAGGCCCGUCCAAACAGGCAUUAUUGGAAGCAGUGACAAAAAGCCUAUAAUGGACCUAGCUGGGAAAAGGCUUGCUAUGGUCCUAGCUGGCUCAUCACUGGAUGUUGGCUUCACUCUCCUCUCCCCCAGUGGGCACAGGCAGGUGUCUGAUUUCAGGAGGUCCGAUGGCAUCCAUACGGUGGACCCGACUGAGGACGGAGACUACAGAGUCUGUUUCGACAACAGCUUCAGCAUGUUCUCAGAGAAGAUGGUGCUAGUGAGACUGGUCAUGAGCGGGUCUGCAGACUCCCUGGGAGAAGGCAACUGGGAAAACACACCUGAAUCCGACAGCAUGCUGGAGUACAAGCUGGUGGACAUCAGGGACACAAUUGAUGUGGUGCACCAACGUCUGGAACGCAGUCGGCAGACACAGGCUGCGCUGCGGGCAUUUGAGACACGCGACCGCUACCUGCUGGAGGACAACCUGUGGCGCGUCUCCUUCUGGUCAUGUGCCAACCUGCUUGUCAUGCUGGCUGUGGCCCUCGCACAGGUGUACACACUUCGCCGCUUCUUUGACGACAAGCGGGUCCGCACCUGAGAGCGGAUUCAGAAUGCUUUAUCUUCGUGGCCAUUUCAGAUGUCACAGUGAGGAGAGCAGGGGCUAGCAAACAGCAAGAAAACAAGGAAGCUGUGGAAUGACAGGGAAGCUACUAUGAACCUUUGUGGUAUGAGAUUUGAAGAUCGUUUAAGGCCGACGUGAAGAAAUGAAUGUGUUGUGAGAUGGAGAGGGUUGAUGAAGAUGAUUGAUGAGGGUAAAGUUAGACAAAGGAAGAGUAGUCAGUUAUAAUGAAGGAAAAAAAACAUCACAGAUGUCUCCUCAAAUGUGUGUUGCUGGUUCAGAUGUGACUUCAGUUCAGUCUGGAGAGUUCAAACAUGUGUACUGUAAAGCCAAUCAAAAUCAAUGCUGACAAAGGCUAUCUAUGACUGUUUUAGUAAGUUUUUUUAGCCAAAGACUUUUAAUUACCAUCUCCAUGACAUAGUUGGUUUGAUUUAGAAAUGCCAAAUGCUGUCAUCAAUGAAAUUAAUCCUACCCACAAUCAGUGAAUAUUUCCCCCUGGUCGUCUCUAGACUUUGCGAUACUAGGGCUCUCCUGUGGCCGUCUCAUGAAAUGAUCUGGGCCAGUUUUGUACUAAUUUCCUUUGAAGUCACCUUCUGUCUGUUUUGUGGUUAACGUCUUGACGUGACCUUUAACUUGUUCAUGGGACUUUCCACCUUUUCAUCUAGAUAGUUUUUUUUAUACAUGUUUGUUAGUUGCAGUGCCUUCCAAUGUGAAAUGCAUGGGUUCAAAAAUAAGAAAAGGACUGCAAAUGAUAACUGAUUUGGAUAAAUCCAUGUCAUUUUAUGGUUGUCCUAAAACAAUGCAUGUGAAUGUAAAGCAAUGGCUAGCAGGUAUGUAUUUAUUUAUUUAUAUUAAAAUUGACAUUUUAAGGCU
Molecule: messenger RNA, 1544 nt
Organism: Alosa alosa (allis shad)
Lineage: Eukaryota; Metazoa; Chordata; Actinopteri; Clupeiformes; Clupeidae
Product: transmembrane emp24 domain-containing protein 1-like
Exons: 4
Coding region: 48-650 (200 amino acids)
Biological process (GO): endoplasmic reticulum to Golgi vesicle-mediated transport; intracellular protein transport; Golgi organization
Cellular component (GO): endoplasmic reticulum-Golgi intermediate compartment; Golgi apparatus; endoplasmic reticulum
Source: RefSeq, a predicted model, not a curated record